Coregonus clupeaformis (lake whitefish) is the source of this 3920-nucleotide messenger RNA. RefSeq names its product melanotransferrin (gene meltf). Gene Ontology annotation, cellular component: plasma membrane; early endosome; recycling endosome. Bases 212 to 2368 code for a protein of 718 amino acids. The record is from RefSeq and is a predicted model, not a curated record. Gene Ontology annotation, biological process: iron ion transport. The transcript is spliced from 16 exons. Lineage: Eukaryota; Metazoa; Chordata; Actinopteri; Salmoniformes; Salmonidae.
UCAGGGAGCUUCAGAGAAAACGUUAAGAAGAAUAUAUAUAAAGUCUAGUGAUUCCCAUACAAUUAUGUUGUAAAAUAUUCAUAGCUUGGUUCACCUUCAGCGUUAUGCGGAAAGCUGGAGCUUGACUUUGGACUUUGGACCUAUCAGAGAUCAGGCAGUUAUAAAUAAAGAGGUCGUGCAGCAUCAGUCAUUCUCACACCUGGCUGACACCAUGUGGAUUCUCGUCGCCUCUCUAAUAUUAGGCCUUCAGACUGUGUCUGGCCAGAGCACUGUGAGAUGGUGUGCAAUCUCAGCUCAAGAGAUGACCAAAUGUAACGCCAUGGCGCAGGCCUUCAGCAGUGUGGGUAUCCGUCCAACUAUCCAGUGCGUCAGCGACGGGUCUGUGGAAGGAUGCGCGCAGAAGAUCAGGAAAAACCAAGUAGAUGCCUUUUCAAUGAGCGCUAAGGAUAUCUACACCUUGGGGGAAGAAACUAACUUCAAAAUAGCUGCAGGAGAGAGUUCUGCAGAUGGAGAGGGCACAACCUACUAUGCGGUUGCCGUGGUGAAGAAGACGAACCCGGGCAUCAACGUCAACACACUGAAGGGCAGGAAGACGUGUCACACAGGGAAGGGCCGUACCGCCGGCUGGGACAUGCCCCUGGGAUACCUCAUCGACCAGGGCAAGAUGUCUGUCAUGGGCUGCGACAUCCCACAGGGGGUGUCAGAUUUCUUUAAUGCCAGCUGUAUCCCUGGGUCACAGGGAGACCCUCCCUCCCUUUGCCAGCUGUGUAAAGGCAACAAAGAUGGACAGUUUGUAUGUGACAAGACUGACAAGGAGAGAUACUACGCUUACAACGGGGCCUUCAGGUGUUUGGUUGAAGAUGCAGGAGAGGUGGCUUUUGUAAAGCACACCACAGUUGAGGAGAACACAGACGGACACGGUGACCCUGCCUGGGCCUUAGAGCUGAAGUCUUCAGACUACGAGCUGUUGUGUAGAGAUGGGACCAGGGCCCCAGUGAGAGAACACCGCCGGUGCCACCUGGUCAGGGUGCCAGCCAGGGGCAUCGUGGUCAAAUCUGACAUCAGUGGCACUGUGGUCUACAACAUGCUGACAGAAGGACUGAGGAAGUCAGGUUUCCCCAUCUUUCAGCCGGGCGAGUUCGGCGACAAUUUGCUGUUCAGUGAUUCGUCCACAAAGUUCCUGAGGGCGGAGUCUGAUGAUCCUAAGGCGUGGAUGGGCUCCAUCUACCACAGCACUCUCAAAGCCAUGGACUGCAUCCCAGAGGAGAUGCCCCAGUCCCUGCGUUGGUGUGUGUUGUCCAGCGGUGAGCAGCAGAAGUGUGCAGACAUGGCAGAGGCCUUCAGUGCCAAGUCUCUGUUCCCCAGUAUCCAGUGUGUGAUGGGAUCCUCAGUGGAUGACUGCAUGAAGAAGAUCCAGAAUAAAGAGGCAGAUGCCAUCACCCUGGAUGGAGGUUACAUCUACACAGCAGGGAAAAGCUACGGGCUGGUGCCUGCUGCUGGGGAGAGCUACACAGGGGACAGGGAUGGCAGUAUGUACUAUGCUGUGGCAGUGGUGAAGAAGUCCAACCGUGACAUCACCACGCUGGAGAACCUGAGGGGAAAGAGCUCCUGUCACACUGGCUACGGCCGUACAGCAGGCUGGAACAUCCCCAUGGGCCUGUUCAUAGAGAAAGGCCUCAUCAGACCUGCUCAGUGUCAGAUACCACAAGCCGCUGGAGGUUUCUUUAAGAACAGUUGUGUCCCUGGUGCCAAUCAGCCUGGUUUCCCUGGCAACCUGUGUGACCUGUGUGUGGGGGACAGCAGUGGGCAGAACAAGUGUGAGAAAGGCAAGGACCUGUAUGAUGGAUACGAUGGAGCUUUCAGGUGUUUGGCCAAGGGAGCUGGAGAGGUGUCCUUCAUCAAACACACCACUGUCUUCCAAAACACCGAUGGUAACUCAGGUGAGUCGUGGGCCAUUGACCUGCAGUCUAAGGACUUCCAGCUGCUGUGUCCCCAUGGCUCCAGGGCAGAGGUCACCCAGUACGCCCACUGUAACCUGGCCCGCGUCCCCUCCCACGCUGUUAUGGUACGGCCCGACACCAACAUCUACGCCCUCUACGGCCUGCUGGACAAAGCACAGGAGUACUAUAGUAGUGACACAGGUUCAGGGUUCAAGAUGUUUGACUCCUCUAAGUACCAGGGCUCUGACCUCAUCUUCAAAGACUCCACUGUCAGCAUGAUGGGAGUGGCUGAGAGGAAGACCUAUGACCAGUGGCUGGGACAGGGCUACAUGGACUCACUUACCAACAUGGAGUGCAACGCCUCUGCUAAAGCACUGUCCUCCCUGCUCCUGGUGGCUCUGAUGAGCUCCAUCUUCCUCUGGGUGUAAGAAGAAAUGUCCUAACCCAACCCUAACCCCUGUCCAUUUUCCAGCCCCAACCAUAACCCCUGUGCAUGUUCCAACCCUAACCCAACCCUAACCCCUGUCUAUGUUCCAGCCCCAACCCUAACCCCUGUGCAUGUCCGCAUCUCUUCCUCUGUAUCUGAUUCAUAGCUUACGAUUGUACUAAACUACUGUAUAUGUUGAUACUAGGAUUUGUGAUGGAGGGUAACAUGUUGAAAAUACUAUUUGACUUGGGUCUAAAUGAUGAUCACUGUUGUUGAGUCAGUGAGUCAAGGUGCUUUAUUGAGCCCUGUCAGUCAAUGGGGAAAAGAGCAUGUUUUCUUUGGUUGAGCCGCAGGAGAUGAACUCAUUCCCAACCAGAGAUGACAAGGGACUUCAUCGCUAUUAUGCUUACUGACUGUAACUGCCAUAUCAGUGCAUAUGCUUUUACCUGUUACAUACUUUACUCUGCAGUGUCCUUCUCUCCGCAUGGUUUAUGUUGCCCACACUGACUAUUUUGAGUACUACUUAUGGGCACAAAACACAUCUGGGAAUAUGGCGUGUUUUGCACAUUCCGCCUCUACUGUAUAAGCUAAUGCCAUAUCAGUGAAUAUGCACUGCUUGAACUACAGGAUGUAUGUUGUGAAAUGUAUUGAAAAGAGUCAAAGGGUUGUUAUAUUCAUAUGUUCUCCCCAAAUCCUGGAAAGACAAACAUUUAAGCCAAGACAACUUGCUCACUAUCCGCAUUUAGGCGCUCGAUUCAAUCCGUAUCACGGAAGUUCAGCGUUACUGAAAUGUAAAAGCAAUGUUCCCGCGAUAGCGGAGACUGCAGUCAUGGUAAACGCUGCAUAACACUUCAGCGAUACAGAUUGAAUAGAGGCCUAGAAGUUUAAAUUUGCUUGGCUGGUAAUCAAAUUCUAUGAUAAGAAUGAUGCGAAUUAUAGCCUACUGAUAAAUAUUAUGGAUUGGAACCUGCUUGCACCUGAUAUGCACUUGCAUCGGUCAGAACUUUCUAUUCUUUUUGGAGAGAACAUUGAACAAGCCAUUCCUGUUUUUGCUUUUGAAACUGAGUGAUUUUGAAGUCAUGUGGAAUGUUGAAAAUUACAGUCAGGUUUAAAUUCUUAUAUUACAUUCCAAUGUUGUACACAUGAGCUAAGAUCCAUAAUCUAUAACAAUAGUGAUUAUAAGGAAUGGAACUCUACCCAACUCUGAUCAAGUGCUUCUUGAUUCCUGCACAGCGAAGUGUUUGUUUUAUUUUUUACUGCUCUUUUGCAAUUUUGUGUUCCUGUCCAGAAUAUCAGCUUGAUUUUUACGUUUAUUUCAAUGAGAGAUAUGUUUAUAUGAAGCUCAGGUACCAUAUCAGUGUAUAUGUACUGAGUACUGACUCAUUUCUGUCAGAAACGAACGCCUGCCUUCAAAGUCAUAGCAAUUUCUUCGAUGAAAUGAUAAAACAUGUAACUAAUAUUUAGUUGCCAGGCCAGUGUGUCUGCAGAAGUAUAGCUACAUACUGCUUAUUUAAGAAUUCUCUGCUGUUCUUAUUAAAAAUCUGCAUAUGGAA